Messenger RNA from Carassius auratus (goldfish), 2234 nucleotides. It is a transcript of the gene vegfd, whose product is annotated as vascular endothelial growth factor D. NCBI's taxonomy places the organism in Eukaryota, Metazoa, Chordata, Actinopteri, Cypriniformes, Cyprinidae. Gene Ontology annotation, molecular function: vascular endothelial growth factor receptor binding; growth factor activity; chemoattractant activity. Gene Ontology annotation, cellular component: membrane. Gene Ontology annotation, biological process: positive regulation of angiogenesis; sprouting angiogenesis; vascular endothelial growth factor receptor signaling pathway. The transcript is spliced from 7 exons. The record is from RefSeq and is a predicted model, not a curated record. Bases 817 to 1632 code for a protein of 271 amino acids.
AUUCCCAGCUCGUAUUACAAGCUCAUUGUUGGGUCUGCCUGAGAGUGACGCACAUACACAUAGAUAACAAGAGAAAGGGCAUGUCGGCUUAGCUCCUCUCCUUUUUCAUCCCACCACUUUGCUGCGUUCAAAUGGGAUAUUGGCCGGAUUCAGUCUCUCUUCUCCACACACUUUCUCUCUCUCUCUCCUCCCUUGAUCCCUCCAUCACCCCCUUCCCUCUUCCUCCUCCUCCCCUCUUUCACUCCUUGCCCUCUGUAGAGGUCUGGAUCACAUUUAAAACCACAUGUUUUGUGUGUGAGCAACCGAGCCUGGAAGUCGGCAAGCAGGAAAUGUGGUGACAGCAGAGUGGGACUGGAGCGCACAGCAACGGGACAGACAUGCACGCCUCCCAAGCGGCCUUGCACGCACUGGUGGCUGGAGAAGACGGGAUGUGAGACCUUGGCGGAUUUUGCAAACAUAUAUUUUGACACAUCUGGAUCCGUGGAGACACUGGGCCAAAUCUGGCCUGUCCAAGACGGAUAACAGCAUCAAGGGGUUGUCCUGAUCAGAGAGAAUCACAGAAAAAAGGAAAAAAAAAACUGUUAAGUCUUAGACUAGCACAGACUGAUGUCUCAUUCUCCUCCCUUUUUUUUUUAUAUAAAGAGGAGAGCCCAUUUGGCUCUGGAAAGCUCGUUGUGACAGGUCUCUAUUGGUGCGCUUGUGUGGUCCAGUGUGAAAAACCUGCUUCGUGAUUUGUGAGUGUGCGUGAGUGUAUACGCAGACUGGCCUCCCUCGCUGCUCAGUCGCUGGACAGUAUCCUGGAGAGUUAGUAGCAGGAUGAAGACACAAAAAUGUGCUGGAUUUCACAUGUUGUUACUCCUGUAUGUCAGACUGAUGCUGGCCGUGGACGCCUACAGACCCCAGAGAGACAUAAGCCAGGAGAGGUGGGAACAGGAACUAAGGGACGCUGGGAGUCUGGAUGAGCUUCUGAUGUUGUCCGAGUACCCGGACUGGAAGCUGUGGAGAUGCAGGCUCAAGCUGAAGCACUUUGAAUAUGCCACUCCGCCCGAGAACCGCAGGUCAACUCGCUAUGCCGCCGCUUCCUUCAGCCCAGAGAUGCUAAAAGAUAUUGAUGACGAAUGGCAGAAAACGCAGUGUAUGCCCAGAGAGACAUGUGUAGAUGUGGCAAAAGAGCUGGGCACCAAUACGGCUGUGUUCUUUAAGCCCCCGUGCGUCUCUGUCUUCAGGUGUGGUGGCUGCUGCAACAAAGAGGGAGUUACCUGCCGUAAUACAAGCGUGACUUAUGUCAAUAAAACUAUUUUGAGUGUGAGUCUGGCUCCAUAUAAAACUGGUCCGGAGCCUGUGCUGGUGAAAAUAGCCAAUCACACUGAGUGUAUGUGCCAGGAACAUUCACUGAUCCGCAGACAUGUUCGUGAGAAGCACAAGAAGAGUUGCUCUCCUACACGUAAGCCAGAAGACAAGAGGCUGUGCAACAAAGGUUUAAUAUGGGACUGGAUGGCGGAGCGGUGUGUGACAUACCACUCCAGUAAACAAGAGCCUCUGUCUACGGUCAGUGAGGAGGACUGUGAAAUUGAUGUAGAGCGAUGUGAAUGUAUUCCAAAAGUAUGGACACACAGAUUACACCACACGUGACACGAUUCAGCAAAUCUUCUGAAGCUGCAAGAGAGAAAACAAUGAUGAACACAACUCCCUGACAAUCUGCAAGUGCCGAGCGCAGAGACUGCAAAACACCAUUUAAUUUAUCUCUCUAUUUAUAUCAAAUAAAAAUACUUUUAUUAACAUUUAUUUACACAACUCAUCAGUAACACGGCAGCGAUAGCUUUCUAAAUAUAAAAACGAUGCUGCUUUUCUGUUUGAACACAUGAAGAAUUAUAUCUGAGGUAAAUGUGUCCUUUGCACUGAAGACAACGUUUCACCCUAAACAAUGUCUGUGGAAUUUCUUACAUAUAACUUACAUCUAAAAUAAUUAUAUUUAAGUAUAAAUUAUAAUUUUUCACAAUGUUCCCUGGUGGGCUAUUAGGGUCUAUUUGGAUUCACGUCAUGUUUUCAUGGCACAAGAGGACUACAUGUGGGAUGGUGUACAUACAAAAGCACUUCAUUACUCCACAUGCAUUGAGGAAAUGGCCAGGCCUCUGUUUAAAAUGAUGUGUACACAACUGAGCAUGCUGCCAACAAUAAAACAAAUUAUCUAUAUUGGAGAUGAAAGCUGUUCAAAUAAAAAACGGCAAAUUGAU